Boleophthalmus pectinirostris (great blue-spotted mudskipper) is the source of this 2481-nucleotide messenger RNA. Its product is annotated as rho GTPase-activating protein 19-like. Gene Ontology annotation, biological process: regulation of small GTPase mediated signal transduction; signal transduction. Gene Ontology annotation, cellular component: cytoplasm. NCBI's taxonomy places the organism in Eukaryota, Metazoa, Chordata, Actinopteri, Gobiiformes, Gobiidae. Bases 56 to 1414 code for a protein of 452 amino acids. Gene Ontology annotation, molecular function: GTPase activator activity. The record is from RefSeq and is a predicted model, not a curated record. The transcript is spliced from 11 exons.
AAUCAGAGCGCAAGGGUGGGGCUGAAAAAGAAACAGCGGAAUAUUCAAAACGAAGAUGGCGGCCGACAACAGGCAUAAUUUGGACAAACGCGCUUCAAAAUGCGACGUGUUUAACAGCCACGAAAAGUCCUUAUCGAGCCAACCAGUCAUCUUCAAUCCGGACUUUUUUGUGGAAAGGCUGCGGCAUGAGCAUCCCCAGGCCUUUACUGACCUGGUCCUCAGUAACAUCACCCGGCUCAUUGACCUGCCCGGGGACGAGUUUUCUCAGCUCAAUGGCGAAGCUGAACCCAGAGUGCCUUCUUCUGCUGGGGGGUUUCUGCGUUCCCUCAACUUUCUCAAACGAAAAGAAAAAGGCCUUGUUUUUGGAGCACCUUUAACUGAAGAAGGAAUUGCGCAGAUCUACCAACUUAUUGAAUACUUAAGUAAAAAUCUUCAUGUGGAGGGUUUGUUCCGUGUACCAGGUCACAGUCUACGUCAGGCUGCCCUCAGAGAAAUGCUUAACACUGGAGCAGAAAUUGAUCUAGAGACUGGAGACUUCCACCCAAAUGAUGCUGCUACUCUGCUCAAAGCGUUCCUGGGAGAACUUCCAGAGCCCCUGCUCACUCACAGGCACUAUCUCGCUCAUCUGAAAAUUGGAGAGUUGACUCGCUUUGAUGACCAGGGGAAUAAGACCACUAUCCCUGAUAAAGAGCGCCAAAUCGAGGCAUUACAGCUGCUCUUCAUGUUGUUGCCACCAGCCAAUCGCAGCCUAUUGAAACUGCUCCUCGACCUCCUAUACCAUACAGCCCGCAAUCAACAUGUGAACAAGAUGUCCGCCAUCAAUCUGGCUACAAUGUUUGCCCCACACAUCAUCUGGCCCAAAAAUGUUACAGCAAGUGAUCUGCAAGGAAACAUUGAGAAACUAAAUAAAGGGGUAGCAUCUCUCAUUCGAUACUCGCAAAAAUUAUUCAAGGCACCUGUUUAUAUCAAAGAAUACGCCAGAUUAUACUUCACUGGAUCAACAGCACUCAAGUCAAAUGAUGACAUGACUCUUUAUUCCCGAGCUAAAAAUGGACCUACAACUGGUGAGUCAUUGUCAACCCCAAUAAAAAGGAGCGGGCCAGAGGCCAGUGACACAGAGCUUCAGAACUACACCCAAUCAGCACUCAAGGAGCUCUACCAGCAGGUCAACAAGCUGCCCGAGUCUGCUAAAAAGAAGAAACUCAUUAAACAGUUUGAGAAGCCGCUGCAGACUCCUUUGGACUCAAGAGUUCCUUUCUGCCGGAGACACUGGCGCUCACGGUCUUUGGGAGAAAAAAUUAAGAGAAAGGUGUUGGGAAGCCAGAUCCUAACCUACAAAGAAAAUGUCAGUCUAAAAAGUCCCCAGUCAUUCACGUCAGGGGAUUCCCCUAAAGCCAUAAAUGAGAUGGAUUGAGAUGACUGAAGACACUUGAAAUCUAAUUUUCUAAGCUUUCAAAGACUUCCGCAGGUGGUUUUGACAAGAAGUGGACAUUUUAAUUUCAUCGUGGGGCUUGACUGUAAAGCUUGUGAAAUCCGUAAUUUUUAUAACGAGUGUUUCACUGAGUUACAAAAGCCCAACUGUUUGACAAAAACAUAUUUAUUAUUCAUCAGAUCAUUGGAAGAUGUUUAUACUGUGUUUUCCCACCACUGUGAAAGUUACUUGAAAGUCAUUUUUUGUUUGUAGCAAUGGCCACAUAUGCAAAAUAUUUUUAAUAUAUAUUAUUUAAAAGCAAAUGCCAAAAUACAUACCACACCCUUUUGUUACUUUAUUACAGCAUACUUUGGUGCAAUUGAAACAUUUUGUUAAAACAUGCCUUAAAAUUAUAUAUUUCAAGUGACUUAAGAUUUAGUGUGUUUUUACAGAAGUAGCGUAAAAAGACACUGUGGUUUCCAGCUGUUUGUUAUGAAUACUUUGAGUUUUAUUCUGUGAAGUUAUGAACUACUGUUAUUUUUUAUUGUAUUUUACUAGUCUUUUAACUUUUCCGUAAUCUGGUGUAUGCAUUUUUGUAGUUUUUGUGAAUAUGAGCUCUUUUUGUGCAAUGCAACAUAGCAUGUAUAUUUUUAUAUGCUUUCAGCGUAUUGUUUUGUCUUGUUCAAGAACAAUGGAAAUUUGUUACUUUUGUUGUGGUUCUUAACAAGAUUUCUUCCUGACCACUAAACUCAACUCAAGUGAUCAGUUCCCUUCUGUUAGUAAUUAAUUUGAUAAUGAGCCUAGUCUUUUCAGAGACUGUAAACUGACUGAUUUACUGUGCUAUGCAAGCCAACCAGCCAUUAAACUCCAAGUCAUAAGCAGCUCUGUUUCUGCCUUUGUAAUUUUGCUAAUGUUCCCACUUGAUUAAGCUUUCAAGGAUUCAGGUUGUACUUUAUAGGUGCUUACUAAGACCACCAGGUGGCAGUAUUUAACUGCAAAUCUUCAGCAUUUGUGGUACCGUCAAUAGUGAUUUGGUCUGAUUUUAGUCGAACACAAAAACAGGAAAAAAA